Prosopis cineraria is the source of this 1080-nucleotide messenger RNA. RefSeq names its product ATP synthase delta chain, chloroplastic. The transcript has 2 exons. Gene Ontology annotation, molecular function: proton-transporting ATP synthase activity, rotational mechanism. Lineage: Eukaryota; Viridiplantae; Streptophyta; Magnoliopsida; Fabales; Fabaceae. Gene Ontology annotation, biological process: photosynthetic electron transport in photosystem I; photosynthetic electron transport in photosystem II; proton motive force-driven ATP synthesis. Gene Ontology annotation, cellular component: chloroplast thylakoid membrane. The record is from RefSeq and is a predicted model, not a curated record. The coding region runs from base 94 to 849 and encodes 251 amino acids.
UUCGUGGCCAAAACUUAUCCCCUCGAGUAUGAAUUUCUUCUUCCGCAACAAUCCAAACCCCAAAAUCGUCUACCCCUCUCUCUCCCUCCCCUCAUGGAUACUUUCUCAAGCUCUGUUUCAACCCUCAAAAUCCCUUCCCUUCCUUCAACUCAUCGUGACUUCUGUCACUUCAAAACCACUCCUUGUUCAUCACCUAACCUCCCUCCACAAUCCCACGCCCAUGUUUCCUCCUCUUCCAAACCUAACUUAACCUCCAAAACCAAGCCUUUAUCUCACAAGGGUUUUCCUUCUCUGGUCUUUUCUUCCUCUUCUCGCACCCCAUCUUCUCAAAAUCCAAUCGUCUAUCGCCAACCUGCUACUGGGUAUGCUGCAGCAGUCAUAGACAUAGCUCAAAGCAGCAAUUCUCUUCACGUGGUUCAGAGGGAUGUUCAGAGGCUCAUGGGGUUUCUGAAAGAUGUGAACUUUCAAGAGCCAGCUAUGGUGAGGGCAUUGGUGGAGCAGGGGGGGUUCCAUCGGCAUCUGGUGGUCUUGGUGAAGAUGCUGCUUAAGAAGAACAAGAUUGGGAUUGUGAAGCAAGUGUUGGAAGAAUUCGAGAGGAUUUAUGAUGAGCUUUGUGGCACGCAGGUUGUCUUGGUUUCUUCAGCAACUAAGAUGGAGGAAGAUCAACUGCUUGGGAUUGCUGAGAAUGUGCAGAAAAUCAGUGGGGCUUUGAAGGUUAAGGUUGAAUGCAUAAAGAGUGCAAUAAGUCAGAAACUGACAUUAUCACAUCUCAAAGUACCUGAUAAGAAGAGAUGGUGUUUCAAUUAUAAACAGAUAUGUUUCAGCAAAGAGAGGGAGGAGAACUACUAAUUUGUCUAACACAAAUGUACAUGAUCAAUAUCUCAAUGUUCAAGUGGGUCAGUGGGAGGUUGUGGGUCCCAUUCCUCUUAUAAUUUCAGAUCAUUAGUAGCUGCCUCUCUAAUUCAAAAAAAAAAAAAAAAGCAAAUGUUCAAGAGGAAAACAAAUUAUAAGCAGUGCUGCUAUCUGUACUUUUUUACGUUGGAUAUUGAUAUUGGUAUGGGUGAUGUUGCUGAUUUCCUU